Molecule: messenger RNA, 662 nt
Organism: Populus nigra (black poplar)
Lineage: Eukaryota; Viridiplantae; Streptophyta; Magnoliopsida; Malpighiales; Salicaceae
Exons: 2
Coding region: 67-453 (128 amino acids)
Biological process (GO): intracellular protein transport; endoplasmic reticulum to Golgi vesicle-mediated transport
Cellular component (GO): endoplasmic reticulum membrane; endoplasmic reticulum
Source: RefSeq, a predicted model, not a curated record
UAUAUAUAUAUCCUAAAGCUAGCUAAGUUCUCCUUCAUUCCACCACAGAAAGAACCUUUUAUAAACAUGAUCAAUCUUUUGUUCACCGUAGUAUUCACCGAAAUGGUUUUGAUCCUGAUCCUUUUGUUUAGGACCCCUGUAAGGAAGCUAGUGAUCAUGGCGAUGGACCAGUUGAAGCAAGGGAAGGGUCCGUUGGUGGCGAAAACUGUGGCGACAACCUUGAUUGUGGUGUUCACUUCCGUCUUGCACAACGCGCUGCAGAUUAGGAAACGUUUGCUAGAUGCCGGCGCGGUUAAUUCUGCCGACGAGGUUCUUAUGGUAGAACGCAUCCUGGAGGCAUCUCUUCUAGGAUUUUCUCUGUUUCUGGCAAUGAUGAUAGAUAGACUACAUUGCUAUAUCAAAGAACUACUUCAGGUUAGAAAUGAAUUGGAAGCGGUGAAAAGAUUAAACUAGCUGGAUUUUAAAGACAAGAAAAGCAGCAGCAGGAGAAGAAGACGUCAAACUGAUCUGACUCCAGAACAUGAAAGAAAGGCAAACUAAAGGAAGCAAAGGCUCCGAAAAGAAUCAAACAUCUGUACAUACAAGGAUGUGAUCACCCUUCAUCUCUCUCUCUAACAUAAAAUCUAUCAAUAAUAUUUAAUAAUGCUACAGAAUUUAUACUA